Molecule: messenger RNA, 1848 nt
Organism: Oryza brachyantha (malo sina)
Lineage: Eukaryota; Viridiplantae; Streptophyta; Magnoliopsida; Poales; Poaceae
Exons: 1
Coding region: 51-1733 (560 amino acids)
Cellular component (GO): membrane
Source: RefSeq, a predicted model, not a curated record
CGAGGGUAGCCUUCGUGUUCGCGGCGCAGGUCGUACGCGGCCGCUGGUUCAUGGCGUACGGCUCCUUCCUCAUCAUGUCGGCCGCGGGUGCCACCUAUAUCUUCGCCAUCUACUCCAAGGACAUCAAGUCCACGCUCGGCUACACUCAGGAGCAGCUCAACACCGUCGGCUUCUUCAAGGACGUCGGCGCCAACGUCGGCAUCCACGCCGGCCUCGUCGCCGAGGUCACCCCGACAUGGCUCGUCCUCGCCAUCGGCGCCUCCAUGAACCUUGGGGGAUACCUCAUGCUCUAUCUCUCCGUCACCGGCCGCGUCACGGCCAAGACCCCGCUCUGGCUCGUCUGCCUCUACAUCGCCGUCGGCGCCAACUCGCAGGCCUUCGCCAACACCGGCGCGCUCGUCACCUGCGUCAAGAACUUCCCGGAGAGCCGCGGCGUCGUGCUCGGCUUGCUCAAGGGAUUCGUCGGCCUCAGCGGCGCCAUCUUCACGCAGCUCUACCUCGCCUUCUACGGUGGCGGCGGCGGCGGCGGCGACACCAGGCCGCUCAUCCUUCUCGUCGGCUGGCUGCCAGCCGCCGUCUCCGUGGUAUUCCUCGUCACGAUAAGAAUCAUACGCACACCACGCUCGCCAACGGCGCAGCUCCGCGAGUACCGCGCGUUUUGUGGUUUCUUGUACGUGUCGCUUGCGCUCGCCGCCUACCUCAUGGUCGCCAUCAUCCUCCAGAAGAGGCUCCACUUCACCCACGCCGAGUACGGCCUCAGCGCCGGCAUCGUGUUCGCCAUGCUGCUCGUCCCCAUCGCAAUUGUACUGCGCGAGGAGGCUGCUCUGUUCAAGAUCAAGAAGACGCCUGAGGCCGAACCCGAUGGUCCGGCGCUGUCCGUGGUGACCGCGCCCGCAAAGCUGGCGCCAGAGUCUUCGCCUGCUUCCCAGAAACCUGCGACGACGACGGCGAGGAUUCUACGAGCACUGAGGCCGCCGCCGCGCGGCGAGGACUACACGAUCUUGCAGGCGCUGGUGAGCGUGGACAUGCUGCUGCUGUUCACGGCGACGGUGUUCGGCGUGGGCGGGACGCUGACGGCGAUCGACAACAUGGGCCAGAUCGGCGAGUCGCUGGGAUACCCGCAGCGCAGCAUCGCCACCUUCGUGUCGCUCAUCAGCAUCUGGAACUACCUCGGCCGCGUGGCCUCCGGCUUCGCGUCGGAGGCGCUCCUCGCGCGGCACCGCAUCCCGCGGCCGCUCAUCCUGGCCGUCGUGCUCCUGCUCACCGUGCCGGGGCACCUCCUGAUCGCGUUCGGCGUGCCGGGGUCGCUGUACGCGGCGUCGGUGCUGGUCGGGUUCUGCUUCGGCGCCGCGCAGCCGCUGAUCCUGGCGAGCGUGUCGGAGCUGUUCGGCCUCAAGUACUACUCGACGCUCUACAAUUUCUGCGGCACGGCGAGCCCCGUUGGGUCGUACAUCCUCAACGUCCGCGUCGCCGGCCGCAUGUACGAUCGGGAGGCGGCGCGGCAGGGUGGUGGGCACGCCGUGGCCACGGCGGCGGGGAAGGCGUUGACUUGCAUUGGCGUGAGGUGUUACAAGGAGUCGUUCUUGGUCAUGACGGCGGUGACGGUGGCCGCGGCGGCGGUGUCGGCGGCGCUGGCGUGGAGGACGCGGGUGUUCUACGCGGGAGACAUCUACGCCAAGUUCAAGGAGGGAGAGAAGACUCCGCUUGGAGCGACCGGCAAUGGCGCUCCAUGAAAACACCUAUGGAAUAGUAAUAAUCUUGUGUCCAUAAAUAUUUACACACCUGAGUGCCUCCUCUUUACCGACAUAAAUUCAUUAAUCUAGUUCAAAUUCAAGUACAAAUAUGGUU